AUGAUGGAAGAGGUCUUGAGAAGUGUUGACGAGUAUUCUGACGAAUUAAUCUUAGAGCUAAUACAAGAAGAAGAAAGCAUAUCAGAGGUAAUUAACAUACUAUGCGGAGUAAUUAAAAGUAUAAGUACGGAAGAAAUUUCUAGAACAACAGACCAGUUACAAAUGCUAUACAGGUACUUACUAAUGGUGAUAAGAGAGCCAGAAGUGUUUGAUUUUGUAAACAGUGAUAUAUAUAGAACAGUAGAAAUAUUUUAUUUAACUUGUGCGUAUUAUAAGCUGUCAAUGCAUUCCAUUCUAAAUAUUAAUGAGACUGGUGAGGAAAUACUUACUGUGCUAUUACAUGGUGUGUAUAAAAAGCCACAGAGUAAAAGGCCACUGUAUAAAUAUAAUACUCUUCAAAGAAUUGAAGAGGAUUCAUUCUAUAAUCUUGUAGUGCAUGAAGAUUUACUGAAAAAUCCUAUGACAAAUAAAAUAUUAGAAAAGGAAAGCAUGUGGGGGCUUGAACCAGUAUUAAGCGAGAAUGAGUGGAUAUAUAAUCAGUGCAAGAACAGCACACUGUUUAACACUGAUUCCUCGUAUAUUCUAAAUUUAUGUCCGGCAUACUAUACAGGAGAGCAAAUAGGGAUAUACACAAUGUAUCCAGAGUUUUUUAAUAAGACCAAGGAAGAUAUAAGAAAGGCAAGGCUAAUAUUGCACAGGGUAAUAGACCAGACUAACAUCAGAUUCUUUAAUAUUUUCAAAACACUAAUAAUGGCGAAUAAAGAUAUAAAAAAGAAUUUUAUAUCGUCCAUAUAUAAAAUAUAUGAAGAAAACACAGAAAGAGAAAAAACUCGGUACAAAUUAACGGAUGCCGAGUCAGAUGCAAAGAUAUUCACUAUAUCAAAUCUGCUGAGCCGGCUUAUCCAGCCAAUAUCGCAUGACAUUACAAAGAUGCGAAGUAUUCCUGCAGAUGCACUGCAAAAAUGCACAUAUCUGAAAAACACAAGCUUUCCAGUUGCCAGCAGCACACCAAACACACCGCGGCAAUACACCCAAAUAUCCUCACCAAGUAGCAUUAACCUACAGAACUGCAGUUCUCCUAAGACAAAUAGUACGUUUUUGUCUGAGCUGUUCUAUGGAAAGCUACUGUACAAUAAGAUAUCCUAUAAUCACAUAUACACCAACUACAAUACAUAUACAGAGGAUAUUUCUAGGACAGAGCAGACACUAUCUGGUACACCGGAUGAUCAUAGAAUGAAGUAUGUGCUGAGUAUUUUAAAAUCAGAAUUUGAGUACGUUACAGCAAUACUAAGCAGUGAUGCCAUGCAGGUAGAAGGGGUGGUUCUAAUGUACAUUGUUGCGUUCCUGAAUCACAUGGCCCAGACUAGUAGGCUAACUGAAGUGCCGGUUUUCAUACUGGAGAAUACAAUUAUAUCACUGGAGAGGCUUACUCGUAUAAAGUUGGAAAGAAAACUUUCUGUAGAUGAAAUUAAAAAGGUGCACAUGCUAUGUGUGCACGUUCUAAACCUACGCAUUAACGUAAAUUAUAAACAGGAGGUGGUAAAGCUUAUUCUGUCGUACAUAAACACAGCAGAAUGUGAAUAUACACCAGGGAUUGUUUCGUCAAUUAUAACGUAUUUUAUUGAUGUACAGGUGGAGAUAAGAAACCAGUCAGAGCAGCUGCAGGAAAGAGGCCGAGCCUCUUGUAUACUAGACUACCUACUAAACAACUACAAGGGAAAAGAGGAAAUGAAAAAGAUUUUGGAAGUAUCAAAUACUGCAGAAGACCACAAAGACACAAAGACUGUUUUCCUACUCCACAUGCUUUCUUCAUUGUUUGAAAUGCAAGAGCGUGGGUUUGAAGAGCUAAGAAAAAUACACACGGCAAAGAAUAAUAAUGACACAGCAGAUACUAUUGAAACUGCAAUUGAACAUUCUAACUCAUAUUUUUACAUUGUGGAUAUAAUAGACCGCAUUAUAUUUACACUUAUAGAAGUAUCGCCCAAAGCUUUCUUGUCAUCGCUGAUACUAAGCAGGCUUGCAUCUUUGCUGAAUGCGUCUUUAAUCACACUAACAAACAAGAAAUCCUCGGAGCUAAGGCUAAAAGACCCAAAAAGCACAUUUUCUCCAGUGAGUCUACUGGGGAACAGAAUUAAAAUGUAUAUAGCCUUAAAAACAAUAGCAUUUGUGCGGGCAGUGGCAGAGGAUGAAGACAUGUUUAAGCCAGACUUAUUUAACAAAGCAAUUGAAAUAUGCGAUAGAAAGGGGGUGCUUACUCAGAGAGACAAAGCAUACUCAAUUCUAUUCAUUAAGAGAGUUGCAAAUCUGAAGGAACAAAGAAUAGUCAGUUCAGUUGCAUACCCAGACGAGUUCAUCGAUCCACUGACUUUUGGGCUAAUGAAGGAUCCUGUUAUACUUAAAACCAGUAAUACCCGUGUAGACCGGUCUACAGCAGCAAUGAUACUAAUGACAGAUCCAACAGACCCAUUUACUAGAGACCCACUCACAGAAGAAGAUGUAAUAGAAGACAAGGAAAUGUAUCAAAAGAUACAAGACUUCCUAUCUAACAAUUCUUAGUAUAUGAAUAUAAAGAAAUAAAGGGA
This is a messenger RNA of Nematocida parisii ERTm1, 2582 nucleotides long. RefSeq lists its product as uncharacterized. Bases 1 to 2556 code for a protein of 851 amino acids. NCBI's taxonomy places the organism in Eukaryota, Fungi, Microsporidia. The transcript has a single exon. The record is from RefSeq and is a predicted model, not a curated record. Gene Ontology annotation, molecular function: ubiquitin-ubiquitin ligase activity. Gene Ontology annotation, cellular component: nucleus; cytoplasm; ubiquitin ligase complex. Gene Ontology annotation, biological process: protein polyubiquitination.